This is a messenger RNA of Morus notabilis, 2106 nucleotides long. RefSeq names its product serine/threonine-protein kinase-like protein At3g51990. The record is from RefSeq and is a predicted model, not a curated record. Gene Ontology annotation, molecular function: protein kinase activity; ATP binding. The transcript has a single exon. Gene Ontology annotation, biological process: protein phosphorylation. NCBI's taxonomy places the organism in Eukaryota, Viridiplantae, Streptophyta, Magnoliopsida, Rosales, Moraceae. Gene Ontology annotation, cellular component: plasma membrane. The coding region runs from base 310 to 1764 and encodes 484 amino acids.
AUCCUCUCUUUCUCUGUCGUCUUUCUCUCUCAUCUUUCUCUCUCCACUUUCUCUCUCCACUGUUCUAGAAAAACACAUUACUAAUAGUCUAAUUGGAUAUUUGUCAAUCCCCAAAAAAAAAAAAAAAAACAUCUUGGUACUUACUACCCAACUCAACCACAACCAACUCAUCAAUCUCUUUUCCCUUUCCUCGACUUACAACAACAAUAAUAUGUUUCUCUGAAAAACAUCAUCUUCUUCUUCUUCUGAGAAACAAUCAAAUUCUCCAAAACCCAGAACCCAAAAUCCAAAAAAGUUAAGAUCUUGAUCAUGAAAUACCUUUCUUGCAGAGCCGAAUCCUCCAUAGCCACCGCCAAUUCCCAAACCCCCACUUCUUCUUCAUCAAACGCCAUCAAGAUCCAACAUUUCGUCUACAGCGACCUCGAAGCCGCCACCAAUGGCUUCUCCGACCAGAAGCUUCUCGGCAAGGGCAGCCACGGCUCCGUCUACAAGGCCGUCCUCGGCGGCCGCCAUUUCGCCGUCAAACGACCCAGCCGCCAUCAAAUCGUCGCCAACGAGGUCGACAACGAGAUCGAGAUCUUGUCGAAGAUUCAAAGUCCUCGUCUUGUCAAUCUGGUAGGCUUCACCAACGAUUCUAAUGACAACAAUAAUAGGCUUUUGGUUGUUGAGUUCAUGAGUAAUGGGACGCUUUAUGAUGUUCUUCACACUAGCCCUAGACCCCCAAAUUGGGGCCGGAGAAUUCGCUUGGCUUUGCAGACUGCUAAGGCCAUAGACACUUUGCACUCGCAAAACCCACCUGUAAUUCACCGAGAUAUUAAGUCUGCUAAUGUGUUGAUUGACCAUAGUUUCAAUGCCCGGUUGGGUGAUUUUGGGCUUGCUUUGCGUUGCCAUGUUGAUGAUUAUAGGCUUAGGUCAACGCCCCCGGCCGGGACUAUGGGGUAUUUGGAUCCUUGUUAUGUGACCCCGGAUAAUUUGAGUACUAAACUUGAUGUUUUCAGUUUUGGGAUUUUGUUGUUGGAGAUUAUUAGUGGGAGGAAAGCUAUUGAUGUUGGGUAUUCCCCGCCUUCCAUUGUGGAUUGGGCGAUCCCGUUGAUUAAGAGAGGGAAGUUGGUUUCGGUUUAUGAUCCGCAGAUUGCGCCUCCUAAGGACCCCAUUGUGAGGAAGCAGUUGGCUGUGAUUGCAGCCAAGUGUGUGAGGUCUUGUAGGGAGCGGAGGCCCGCGAUGAAGGAUGUCGUUGUUUGGCUUACCGGGUUGAGCAAGUUAGUGCCUUUGCAUUCGUGGAAUGGCUUCAACAAUCCGUGUAUGAUGGUGGAGCAUGUGGGGCGCCCAGUUGAAGUUGCCAGUGCUAAUAAUAAUGCGUAUUUGAAUUGGUUGGAGGGUGGUGGAGAGGGGAAUUUGGAUACCGUGGAUGCUAAGUAUGCGAGGCAAGUUAUGAGGAAUUCGCGGAGGGUUUACUCCGAUUUGGGGUUCAGUAGCAACUUGAUGGAGCUUAUGGCCGGUACAGACGAGGAGUCUGAAUUCAGGGGAGAGGGUGAUGGGGUUGAGCCUAAAUCAAAAUCCAGGAAUCGGGUUCCUAGUUUGAAAUUUGGUAGUGAGAGAUUUGGCAUAAGAGGGAAAAGUCAAGGCCAAAUUCGCGGUGACAACAGAGAUGUCUUUCAUUUAAGGCGAAACCAUUCAGUUGGGGGAGCUUUGGAAAUAUGUGCCAGAAGCGAUGAUAUAAUCCCACGUACAAGUUUUCAUUCUCACGGAGCUGAUGAUUUGUAGUUUUCCGUGUAAAUUUCAUUGAACAGAUUGAAAAGAUUGAGCAAAGCUCGGAUGUGUAAGCGUUUCUUGCUUGCAAAUUUUUCAUUGACGUAUAUUUGUUUUUAGCUCAUUGUUUGUGGUUUGAUUGAUGAACUGAACAUGGAAUUAAUCUUUUCUGUGUUCAGGAAUUAAUCUUUUCUGUGUUCAUUUGAUUGUUAAUGUGUUGUUUCACAUAUUUGAAGUUACAAGGGCACAUUGGUGAUAUAUCACCAUCAUGGGUUUGUGCCUUGUGGUCCCUGUCCUGUUCUUGUUCUUUUGUCGUUUAACACUGAUGUAUUACAUUGUUCUUUUUUGCCCCCAAUA